GCUUGGCUGCAGCAGUAUGGCUACCUGCCUCCAGGUGAUGUCCGAGCCCAGGCCAUCCGCUCACCAAAGACCAUUGUAACAGCGAUAUCAGCCAUGCAGAGGUUUUACGGUUUGACUGUCACCGGCUCCAUAGACUCCAACACGUUACAGGCGAUGAGCAGGGCGCGGUGUGGCGUCCCAGACAAGUUCGGCCCGGAGCUGAAAACCAACCUGAGGAGAAAGAGAUACGCCAGGCAGGGUCUGAAGUGGGACAAGUCCGAGGUGACCUUCAGCAUACAGAACUACACCCCUAAGAUCGGUGAACGAGCCACAAAUGAAGCCAUCCGAAAAGCCUUCAAGGUGUGGGAGAGCGCGAUCCCACUCACCUUCAGAGAGAUCCCCUACAGUCACAUCAGAGGCAAGGUCGACAAGUAUGCGGACAUCAUGCUGUCCUUCGCAGACGGCUUCCAUGGCGACAGCACGCCAUUUGAUGGCGAGGGCGGCUUCCUGGCUCAUGCUUACUUCCCCGGAAACGGCAUCGGCGGAGACACUCACUUUGACCUCGCUGAGCCCUGGACCACCGGGAACACCGACCAGGGAGGUAAUGAUGUUUUCCUGGUGGCGGUCCACGAGCUGGGUCAUGCUCUGGGUCUGGAGCACUCCAACGACCCCUCUGCCAUCAUGGCCCCUUUCUACCAGUGGUUUGAAACAGAAAACUUCCAGCUCCCAGACGACGACCGCCGCGGUAUCCAGGCAAUCUACGGUUCCAAGUCUGGAGGUCCCCCUCCUCCUCCUCCUCCUCCUCCUCCCCCACGACCCACAAAGUCGUCCAAGCCAGACCAAAGUCCAGACAUCUGUGAGGGACACUUUGACACCAUCGCAAUCCUCAGAGGGGAAAAGUUUGUGUUUAAGGACAAGUGGUUUUGGCGUGUGCGUAACAACAAGGUGUUGACAGGUUACCCGAUGGCCAUCAGUCACUUCUGGAAGGGCCUGCCCUCAAACAUCAACGCCGCCUACGAGAGGGCUGAUGGGAAAUUUGUCUUCUUCAAGGGUGACAGGUACUGGGUUUUCAGUGAGUCCACCAUGGACAAAGAGUCCCCCAAGAACCUGAAAGACAUGGGCACCGGUUUACCCAAAGACAAGAUUGAUGCUGCUCUUUACUACACACCAACAGGACAGACGUAUUUCUUCAGAGGCACCAACUACUACCGUUUCAACGAGAAGACCCGCACCGUGGACAGCGGUUAUCCAAAGCCCAUCAGCAUGUGGAGUGGCGCACCGGAUAACAUCAAAUCUGCCAUCAUGAGCGAGGAUGCAUCUUACACUUACUUCUACAAAGCCAACAAGUACUGGAAGUUCAACAACCAGUACAUGAAGGUGGAGUCCGGCUACCCCAAGUCCGUGCUCAGUGACUGGAUGGGCUGCGAGAACGAAGAGCCCAAGAAGGGUCGCGAAGAUGUUGUCAAGGAAGCGCUGAGUGGCUUCGGGCCAGCGGCUGUGGUGAUCCCUAUCAUCCUUCUAGUGCUGGUUGUGAUCACACUGGGAGCGCUUUUGUUCUUCAGGAAGUACGGCACGCCUCGACGCCUCCUGUACUGCAAGAGAUCCCUCCUGGACAAGGUGUAAACAGAGCGACGGGGUGAUUGACAGACUGCCACAGAGGGACAGAAAGAGAGGUAGAGAGAGAACGAGGGCCGAGGGUGAAGAUGGAAACUGAGAGGGGGAAGAUGUGAAAAGAGGAGGAGAGAGCGACUGAGAAAAAAAGGACAGAAGAAAUGAGGGGGAUUGAUGUGUUAAAAUUUUGGGUGGUUUGUAUGUGCCACAAAAGAGAGAGAGAGAAAACAAAAAGGCCCUAGAAACUGAAAUCAGGAAAAAUGUGUAUUUGUAUGUUAAGUAUUUACAUGUACUGUUCUGUGUCCAGAGAUUAACAACAUACCCACGAUCUCAAAUAGAGAAGGGAAAUAUACAAAGAGACUCGUGUUCAUCAGCAACUUCCCUCCCGCCUCUCCUCUCUCACAUCCCAGGUAUUAAAAAACAAACAUCCCUCCUUCCUUCCUCUCCUUUAACUGGACGACUCCAGCUGAACUGCUGUCUGAUUCUUUUUUUUUACAACUUUGAAAUCUGUGUCUCACCUUGGGUUUUACUCAGAAAUUCAUCCUCUCUGAAAUGCAUUUGCUGUCUGAAAUGUGUUUUUUUUGUUUAACUCUGAACUUCAUUCAUUUCAGUGUGACAUUUUUGCUCUUUAAUCCAUCGUUUUGGCAACGUUUUGAUAUUCGGCUAUGCAGUAUUUUCUUAUAUUUCUCAGAUUUCUCUACCACUAAGUAGGGCUGGGUAUCGAACCUCAUACUUCUUUAAUACUGCCUGAAAAUGUGUUUACAGCACAUACAACACAUUUUUAUUUUAUUUUUUUAAAGUUGGCAUUGAAAGUCUGGACAGAUUCAUAACCUUUUUUUUCUUAUUCUUGAUAAGAAUUUAAAACAAAAUCUUGCCAAUUGUAGACUGUUUUAUUAAAGUUUCUGUACUGUUGCCCGUGUUUAGACAACAUUUAUGUUUGAGAAAAAAUGCUCGUAUUUCUCAAAAAAAUCAGCACAAGCACAGAAAACAUUCAGAACGAUACCUAGCCUUACUACUGAGAGGAUUCUCACCCAUCUGCUAAACUCUAAAGAUGACCAUGUCCACUUUUAGUUAGCUUACAUUUGGAUGGAUUUGAUGGAGUUCAGUAUAACAGCAUGUCCCUUAUGCACAGUGUUAGUAUCGAUCGAUGCAGACUUUUUGAACAUGCACAGAUUCAUGGACAAGAAUUAGUUUAACCGGGAUUAUGUCCACAAAAGUCAGACUUAACAUGAGUCUGCAGGAAGUGAUGACAGUGUAGCUGCAUCACCUGUCGAGACAUCGUACAAACACAUUUAAAGGCACAAAGUUUGAUUCACAGGCAAAACUCUCUUCUUUCAGUGCAAGCAGUCAGAUGGGAAAAAGUAUUUCUUUAAAAAAAAAUGUAAUGUUUUAUCUCACAAAUGACAGUUUUAAAAACAUUCCAGUACGUUUGUUGUUGAAUACGAACAGAGCUGCUUCUCCAAAUGUGUCAGUAAGCGGUACAGUUUCCAACAAUAUGGUGCAAUUCUUUUUUUUAUUAUUAUCAUUGUUAUGGGAAAUUGUUGUUAUUAUAAGUAUGGUUAUUGUUAUUAUUGUUCUCCUGGUAAAGUUAUAAUGAUUUUUUUUUUCUUUUUCUUUUGUACAUUGUCAUUUGGAGUCCUGCUGGACAGAGGCAUAACGUGACAAUGGUGGAAAUGAAUCCCAGUUUACACUCAGCAUGUGAUGAAUUAGAUCAGAUCAGGGGGGGUAAACGUGAGUUCAGGGAGUUUCUUUUUACUAUGAAACACCUGAAAUUACCCAGAUGUUGGCACAGAUUAACAAGCAAUACUAUUUAUGAACUUUGAUGGUGCUCAAUGAUUCUUUUUUUUUUUACACAAAUCAAAAUUGAAGGUGAAUUCAUUUAAUUAAUAACAAUGAUAAUGGUAAUGAUAUUUAUAAUGAUGAUCAUAUCAAUAAAAUGGAAUGAGAUUUUUUUUCCCCCGCCUGUUUUCACUUUUGUAUUUCAUUAGAUAAAGUGAAAUUAAACUAUUUUCUACAAA
Morone saxatilis (striped sea-bass) is the source of this 3608-nucleotide messenger RNA. RefSeq names its product matrix metallopeptidase 14a (membrane-inserted) (gene mmp14a). Gene Ontology annotation, molecular function: zinc ion binding; metalloendopeptidase activity. NCBI's taxonomy places the organism in Eukaryota, Metazoa, Chordata, Actinopteri, Moronidae. The record is from RefSeq and is a predicted model, not a curated record. Gene Ontology annotation, cellular component: extracellular matrix. Gene Ontology annotation, biological process: extracellular matrix organization; collagen catabolic process; skeletal system development.